CAGAGGAGGUAGCUGGCGAUGAGGCUCACCAGCGACAUACCGCCGAAUCAAACGAUAUACAUUAAGAACUUAAAUGAGAAGGUCAAGAAGGAAGAGUUGAAGAGGUCUCUUUACUGUUUAUUCUCACAGUAUGGCAGAAUAGUGGACAUCGUUGAUUUGAAAACAACUAAACUUAGAGGGCAGGCCUGGGUUGUCUUCAGCGAAGUUAUUGCUGCUAGUAAUGCAGUGAGACAGAUGCAGAAUUUCCCGUUUUAUGAAAAACCAAUGCGGAUACAAUAUGCAAAAACCAAGUCUGAUUGCAUUGCUAAAGCUGAUGGUACUUAUGACAAGAAAAAGAAGGAUGAUAAAAAAGCUUACAAGAAGAAACACACAAAAGAAGCAACUGGCGCAGCUAAUGGCCCAAGAGGCGCAAAUGGAGGUCCAAGUAUGGCUGCUGCUCGCCA
Cuscuta epithymum is the source of this 443-nucleotide messenger RNA. The record is from the annotation of a GenBank genome assembly. Lineage: Eukaryota; Viridiplantae; Streptophyta; Magnoliopsida; Solanales; Convolvulaceae.